Messenger RNA from Dracunculus medinensis (Guinea worm), 885 nucleotides. NCBI's taxonomy places the organism in Eukaryota, Metazoa, Nematoda, Chromadorea, Rhabditida, Dracunculidae. The record is from the annotation of a GenBank genome assembly.
ACGAUUUAUUUGCUUUUACUAAUCGGCAGUUCUUCAAAGGAACCUUUUAGUAUUAAUGCUAUUGAUACGAGGUCUGGUACAUCAGUAUGGUCAUAUAAAGGAAAUGAAAUGCAAGGGGCCACUAUAGGCUGUGUCGAAUUAUUUGGCCCCAAUCAAGAUAUGCUUUUAAUAUCAGCUAAAGAUAGACCAACUAUUAAUAUGAUUGCUGUGAAUGCGCGAGAUCGAUUUCAUAUAAAGAGUGUAUUGAAUAAUCCAGUGAAUUUUAUUAAAGCUGUUCCCGACGGAAGUGUAAUUUGUGGUGCUUCCACUGGGGAACUUGUUUCCACUAUCGAAGGAUAUCAUCGUAAAAUCACGUGCAUUUGCUUAAAUUCUGAUGGAUCAAUGUUGUUUUGUGGUGCGGAAGAUGGUUUUUUGCCGGAUAUUCAUUUGCUUUUUUCAAAUGUACACUCGCUGGCUGUGAAAACAAUUUGUGUAACGAAAAAUUCAAAUACUCGCAUUUUGUCGUGUUCUCUUGAUCAUACCGUUGCUCUUUAUUCAUUAAAUAUGGGAGGAUGUAUUUUAAAAAUAUCUGGUGAUCGCCCAUUCACUUGUUGUUUAAUAAAUCCUUCAGAGAGUAGCAUUUUUCUUGGCACCGACAGAGGUGAUGUCCUACAAGUCGAUUUAUAUUCUCUGAAAGACAAAGAUAGAUGCAUUAUCGUAACGGGUGAAAAAAGCAAUUUUCCCAUUUUUCGAGGUCAUAAAUCUGAAAUACAGCAAUUUGAUAUUAAUUUUGAUGGUUCUUUGUUAUCUUCUGGUGAUGUUUUGGGUUAUUAUUUUAUAUGGGAUAUCAGAAGUACUCAAAAUUUAAAAAAUGGACUUGCGAAAGGUAAAUUUUCAAAUUUCUAA